CACUACCAUUUACACACGCGUAAUGCUUCUCUCUCAAACCCUCUCCACUUCCUCCAUGUGUCCCUCACUUUUUCCUCAUACUCACUAUUUUUACGCUCUCUCCUUUAAAACCAAAACACACCACCUUCACUUCCUCUCCAACACUCCCAUCUUCAUCAUCACAUUCUCUCUCAAUCAAUCUCUUCUCUAAUGUCUUCUUCUACCACCGCAGACCUCAAACAAAGAAACAUCACACCCGACCAAACCACCACCACAACAAACGACAGAAAUGGUACAAUUAGUCACAAAAGAGAUAAAAAAAUGAAGAUGGCCAAAGGUGGUCUUAGAUCACUCAUAAUAGCUGUUUCAUUUCCUCUAUCAAUAACCCUUUUAUCCAUUUACAUAUCCUCUUCUUUCACCUUCUCAAACCACAACAAAGAAGUAAUAACCGGUUCUAAAAAGCCUUUUUGGUUUCCACCAUCAUGGGCCUUACACCUUCUUUUACCUUCUUCAAGCUUCUUGAUGGGACUUUCAGCUUGGAUGGUGUGGGCUGCUGGUGGCUUUCAUAGAGAUCUAACUGCUCUUUUGCUUUACUUGCUUCAGAUUCUAUACACUGUCUUGUGGAACCCUCUUGUUUUUAGAUUUGGGGCAACGAGUUUUGGGUUGUUGGUUUGUUUUGGAAAUUUUGUGACUUUGUUUGGGUGUAUGCGUUUGUUUAAGAAAGUUAAUCCUGUUGCUGCUAAUUUGAUAAAGCCUUGUUUGGCUUUGAUUGCUUUUCUUUUCAUUGUAAAUCUUAAGCUCAUUUUUAUCUGAAAAUACAUGUUGUAGGCUUGUCUGUAGCUAGUAUACGAAUCUUGUAAUGGGAGGUAACAUAAACAGUCAGUUUCAUGUGUUGUGUUGUGUUGGAUACACCAGGUGUAAAUAAUAUGUAGAUUCCCACUAUUUUGUGUUGUUUUUUCUUUCUUUCUUGGCUUAGAUAUUUCAUACAACGUCCAAAUAUGAUUAGUGAGUGAUUUAGUGUAUGGCUUAAAAUUGAAUAAUGUAAAAAUAUUGCAUUUUUAUGCUUUUAUCACUUCCUUUGAGACUGAGAUUUGAACGACGCGUUUGUUUUUAAUGUAA
This is a messenger RNA of Medicago truncatula (barrel medic), 1098 nucleotides long. Its product is annotated as translocator protein homolog. NCBI's taxonomy places the organism in Eukaryota, Viridiplantae, Streptophyta, Magnoliopsida, Fabales, Fabaceae. The transcript has a single exon. The record is from RefSeq and is a predicted model, not a curated record. Gene Ontology annotation, cellular component: membrane. Bases 190 to 792 code for a protein of 200 amino acids.